This is a messenger RNA of Phycodurus eques (leafy seadragon), 2659 nucleotides long. RefSeq names its product coactivator-associated arginine methyltransferase 1 (gene carm1). Lineage: Eukaryota; Metazoa; Chordata; Actinopteri; Syngnathiformes; Syngnathidae. Gene Ontology annotation, molecular function: protein-arginine N-methyltransferase activity. Gene Ontology annotation, biological process: peptidyl-arginine methylation. The transcript has 18 exons. The record is from RefSeq and is a predicted model, not a curated record. Bases 115 to 1884 code for a protein of 589 amino acids.
UGGAGAUAUACAACGACACUCAGAACAGCAACCUCUGCGAUUGGAAGUCAAAACGACGCAGGACGCCGCAUUACUGAACCUUUCUAAUGGAUUUUCUGUUGAAGAGGAGAAUUGAUGGUUCCAUCCAUCACAGCAAGUUGUCCAGGUCUUGAAGAAGCUAAGCAGUCCCAGACCAUCAAACUACCACCGCCAUGUUUGACUGUUGGAGAGGAUGCAAGUGUCUUCAAGUGUUCGGUUUCUCGGGAGACGGAAUGCAGCAGAGUGGGGAAGCAGUCAUUCAUUAUCACUCUGGGCUGCAACAGCGUCCUAAUUCAGUUCUCCUCACCUGCAGACUUUCAGUCCUUUUAUAACGUCUUGAAGAACUGUCGGGGGCAUCUUUGUGAGCAGUCAGUUUUCAGUGACAGAACAGAGGAAUCAUCUGCCGUACAGUACUUUCAGUUUUAUGGCUACCUCUCACAACAACAAAAUAUGAUGCAGGACUAUGUGCGUACAGGGACCUACCAACGGGCUAUUUUGCAGAACCACGUCGACUUCAAAGACAAGAUUGUGCUAGAUGUUGGAUGUGGCUCUGGGAUCCUGUCUUUUUUUGCGGCCCAGGCAGGAGCAAAGAAGGUCUAUGCUGUGGAAGCAAGCACAAUGGCUCAGCAUGCUGAGGUGCUGGUUAACAGUAACCGUCUGGGAGAGCAUGUGAUCGUUGUCCCAGGAAAGGUGGAGGAGGUGACGCUCCCUGAACAAGUGGACAUUAUCAUAUCAGAGCCUAUGGGCUACAUGCUUUUCAAUGAGCGGAUGCUGGAGAGCUACUUGCAUGCCAAGAAGUUCCUAAAACCCAACGGUAAAAUGUUCCCUACCAUUGGGGAUGUUCACCUUGCCCCUUUCACAGAUGAGCAGCUGUACAUGGAACAGUUCACAAAAGCCAAUUUCUGGUACCAGCCCUCCUUCCAUGGUGUAGACCUCUCUGCGUUGCGGGGUGCAGCAGUGGAUGAGUAUUUCCGCCAGCCAAUUGUGGACACAUUUGAUAUCCGUAUACUGAUGGCAAAGUCAGUCAAAUACACAGUCAACUUUCUGGAGGCCAAAGAAGAGGAUCUUUACAGGAUAGAGAUCCCCUUUAAGUUCCACAUGAUGCACUCAGGCCUUGUCCAUGGUCUGGCUUUCUGGUUUGACGUGGCAUUUAUGGGAUCAGUUAUGACAGUAUGGCUGUCCACUGCACCUACAGAACCUCUUACUCACUGGUAUCAGGUACGCUGCUUGCUGCAGUCUCCUCUCUUCACAAAGGCUGGGGAUACGCUGUCUGGCACUGCACUACUAGUGGCCAACAAGAGACAAAGUUACGACAUCAGUAUUGCUGCCCAGGUGGACCAGACUGGAUCAAAGUCCAGUAACCUCUUGGAUUUAAAGAACCCCUUUUUCAGGUACACGGGUACCACCCCAAAUCCGCCUCCUGGGUCACAUUACACCUCCCCCUCGGAGAAUAUUUGGAACACAGGUGUAGCCUACAGCAUGGGUCAAGGGAUGCCCGUAUCAGAUGGCGGACCUUCCGUGACUGGCGACCGGAUUGGAUUAUCAACACUAAUAUGCAACAAAGUCAGCGAAGAAGGAGGAAUGCCUGCAGCUUAUGACCUUAGUACAGUCAUUGGCAGUGGCCCAUCAGUCUCUCACAACAACCUUAUCCCUCUAGUGAACACAGGUAUUGUGAACCACACCCACUCCAGGAUGGGCUCCAUCAUGAGCACAGGAAUUGUCCAGGGCGCCACAACAGGCCAGUCAGGUCCCAGUAGCAGUGGUACUUACUAUCCGGUCACCAACCAGUUUACCAUGGGGGGUGCUGCAAUCUCUAUGGCUUCUCCCAUGGUCAUCCCCAGUAACACCAUGCAUUAUGGCAGUUAAGAUGAGGACUUUGCAAAGACCCCUUUAACCUGCCCAUCUCUGCAUGACAAAGACUUCCCUGUAAAAAUCCCUUAGUCCCCGCCUCUUCUGAAUCCCAAUUGACCCAUGGACCACAGCCAAUACCAAAACCAGUGCUCUCCUGGCACAUAACUCCUUGUUCAACAUCGGCAUUCUGUUAUUGUUUGUCCAUUAUUAUACAUCAUCUUUCAAGCACGCUCAUAUCCGUCCGACUCAUUUUAACAUGGCUGAAACGUCCCCUUCUUUGUUUAGAUUCCUAAUGCCGUUGGAUACCAAUGAACAUUUGAGCUAUAGCAGUUUUCUCAACUUCCUCAUAUUCAACUCUUAAUUUCUUAGUGUUAUAAAUUGUCUGUUGUGGUUCUCACGUUAUCAAUAGAGAGCUCUACACCAGCUACCAGAGGGAGUUGUCCUCCCAGUUCUUCAUUACAUCAUGGUCAACACUAAUUUUUUUGUCAGGUCUUCAUAUCAUGCCUUGUCAGACAUAAAGAUAAUGAGAGAUAAUGAGAGAAAAAAAACACUUGCGCCAUGUGUUCAACCUUGAAGUCUAUGUAUACAGGGAAACUUAUAUCCUGAAGUGUAAUGGAAUUUUUCUUUGGUAAUCUAUAUGAACAUUUUAUGUUUUGCUCAUUACCUGAUGUUAGGUUAUUGUGUUUCCGUUUGCAGUCUUUCAUAAAAGUACUCUUGAUGCAUCUCACAAUGGAUCACAUGUUCGUAAACGUGUAUGCUGAGCCAUGACAUAAAUAUGCACCUCUUUUUU